This is a messenger RNA of Theobroma umbraticum, 1923 nucleotides long. Its product is annotated as ultraviolet-B receptor UVR8-like. The record is from RefSeq and is a predicted model, not a curated record. NCBI's taxonomy places the organism in Eukaryota, Viridiplantae, Streptophyta, Magnoliopsida, Malvales, Malvaceae.
CUUUUAAAUUUUCUCUCUCCUCUUCUCUUCUCUUCCAGAAAAAAGGAUCAGAAAAUUUUCUCGGCAUUGAAUCCUUGUUUUCCCGGAAAGUUAAAAGGAAAAAGAAAAACAGGAUUCGUUUCAUUUAAAAUAUGUUAAGAAAUGAAUGGAAAUGAAACAGAAGGAGUGAAAAUGGAGGAAUGUAAAGAAAUGGCGGUUUAUAUGUGGGGAUAUUUACCGGCAGCUUCGCCGGAGAAAGCUCCGAUGUUGUCUCCUGUUCCCGUCCCGUUACCGGCUUCGGCUUCGUCGUGGAAGGACGUUUGUGGUGGUGGUUGUGGAUUUGCUAUGGCCAUUUCAGAUUGCGGAAAGCUGAUAACUUGGGGUUCAGCAGAUGAUGAAGGGCAAAGCUACUUGACAUCAGGGAAGCACGGGGAAACGCCAGAGCCGCUCAGUCUUCCAACUGAAGCUUCAAUAGUGAAGGCAGCUGCUGGUUGGGCUCAUUGUGUUUCUGUAACAGAUAAAGGUGAAGGGUACACAUGGGGCUGGAAGGAGUGUGUCCCCUCUGGGAAAAUCACCUGUGAUUUGGUUACUGGAGGGAGCUUUGAAAAGGAUAUUGUUGGGAAACAGACUACUUUACAAACUGAACAAGUGAGUCCAAAGUCGCGAGGAUCCAAUGUAAGUGGUGGAACAGUUUCUCAAACAGAGAAUCGAAAGGCUGGGGAGGAAACAGCAAAGCGAAGAAGAAUAUCUGCAGCAACAGAAGAACAUGAAAGCUUAGCUUCUGGAGAUGAAUUUUUCACUGUGUCUCCCUGUCUCGUGACUCUGGGCCCAGGAGUAAAGAUCACAAGUGUUGCUGCAGGCGGGCGCCAUACUUUAGCACUGUCAGAUAUGGGACAGGUCUGGGGUUGGGGCUAUGGAGGUGAAGGACAGCUAGGCCUAGGUUCCCGAAUAAAAAUGGUGUCUUCUCCGCACCUCAUACCAUGCAUUGAACAAACUACUUCUGGAAAAGAUAGGUCUCUAGCAGUUCAUCAAGGAAGCUUGAGUUCACAAAUGCAACUUUCUAAAGCGUAUGGAAGCUAUGUGAAGGAAAUCACUUGUGGAGGUCGGCAUAGUGCAGUAAUAACAGAUGCUGGAGCUUUACUUACCUUCGGUUGGGGACUUUAUGGGCAGUGUGGCCAAGGAAGUACAAGUGAUCUUUUGAAACCAACUUGCGUUUCUUCUUUAUCGGGUAUACAAGUCCUAGGAGUUGCUGCUGGCCUGUGGCAUACUGUCUGCGUAGCUGUUGAUGGCCAAGUAUAUGCCUUUGGUGGUAAUCAGUUUGGACAGCUGGGUACUGGUGCUGAGCAGGCUGAGACGUCACCAAGGCAAUUGGAUGCCACAAGUUUGGAGGGCAAGCAUGCAAAGAUGGUAUCAUGCGGGGCCCGCCACAGUGUUAUACUUACAGAUGAUGGCCGAGUACUCAGCUGGGGUUGGAAUAAGUACGGUCAGCUUGGUCUGGGUGAUACAAUCGACCGUAACACUCCUGCUCCGGUUCCCAUAGACGGUUGCCUACCAAAAAAUGUUGCUUGUGGUUGGUGGCACACGCUAUUGCUGGCAGAAACACCAAUUUGGGCCCCCAAUUCUUGAUAAGAUCGAAGAGGAACAGUUUUGGUAGGGUAGAGAUGCACUGACUGGUCAGGGUUCUUUGAUGUAAUCAUCGCCUUAGUGUACGACUGUACAUAUUGCUGUUUGCACAUCCAUUAAAGCAUGUACUCAUUCUUUCAGGGGCUAGUUUGUCUUUAACAGCAGAUUGCAGUGCCAGCUGCAUUAAUUUGUACACGAACAAUAAAAACUAGUACUGAUACAUUAGAUAAUUAGUAGGUAUGUCAUUCCUUUGCCUGGUGGUACAAAGUUGUGUGGACAAAUAUGCCUUUUUAAGUUUGCUCGAAGUGGGAAAACAGAGAG